AUGGGGUCUUCAGGUCGUCACAGUCAUACACACAUUGACAUUACCCACAUCUCUCGCUCUCCUUCCCCCGGCUCGCAAGACGACGAGCUCCACGAAACCGGUGUCCAGGUCUCAGCGGGCGUCUCCCCCCAAUAUUCAGUCAUUCAGCCGACACAGAGUCAGAGCGGCUCCUCCUCACACCACGGUGAUUUUGUCCAAGUGCUAUAUCCGAACGAAAUUCCGGAGCCCGAUGGCUCGGAUUCCGCCUCGAGAAUAGAUCACCACGAAAGAGUACCACAAUACGAGUCUCGAUCCAAUUCAGCAAGACGACAGGCGGCACACCGUCAGCAGGCUAUUCGUGAGCCUGCUCGCAGUCGCACCCGAGCAUUGCAAGACACAUCCCCGACGGAGAGCGGGGACUCGACCGAGGAGUUCCUUGCCAGGCCAGACCUGGGCUCUCACAUGCCUCGUCCUCAAUCAUACUAUGGGCCCAACGGGUAUACUCACAGCAGUUCGUCAGCUUCAUACCCAUAUCCUCCUGUGCCACAUCCCGCAAAUCAAGUGAUUGCACUUCAACCACAACCAAUGGCUAUGCCAUACCCCCCUACCUACCCCCAGAGCCAGCCCGUGCCAUAUCCUCCUCAUACGGCGUACCCAGGAGGCUUCAGUCACCAUGCUCCUUCUCAAGUCAGCGCUCCAUACACGUCAUCCCCUUAUGGCCCUGCGACGAUCGUCAACUAUGGUGCUCCACCGCCGCCUGCCAGCUACUAUUCUCCUCAAUAUCCUCCUCCCUUUGGUGGCCAGCAGUACCCGCCACACUACAUGCAGUACCCUCAACAAAUGCCGUACCCAUACUAUGCUCCGCCAAUGGCGCCUUCCCCACAGCCAGUUUCCGCAAGUGCGUCUGCCGAAAAGCUCGAAACGAAGAACGACGAUGACCUUGUCAGACGUCUCAAGGAUUUGAUGAAAGAAGAUCAGCUUGCCAAAGAUGCGGAAGCAGCCUCAAUUGCGGAGCAAGAAAGUCGUCUUCAGGCACUGAGGCAGGUGGAAGAGAAAGUUCGACAAGCUGAGGAGAAAGCCCGACAGGCCGAGGAAAAAGCGCGACAAGAUGAGAGGGCACGACAGGAUGCCCUGGUCCAGGCGGAGGAAAAAGUUCGCCAAGCCGAAGAGAAGGCUCGACUAGAUGCAAUACGUCAAGCCGAAGAGAAAGCACGGCAAGAUGCCCUCCGUGCGGAAGAAGAGAAACGAAUUCGAGAACAGGCUUUGCUUCAGGCAGCUGAAAAGGCCCGAGCAGAAGCCACAGCCGCAGCUGCACGUAUGGAAGAAGAGCGGCGGAUUCGAGAGGAAGCUGUGCGGGCAGCAGAGGCGAAGGCGCGCGCCGAAGCCGCAGCCGAGGCCGAACGCAGGGCCGCAGAGAAACGAAUCCGAGAAGAAGCGAGACAGGAAGCAAUUCGGGCUUACGAGGAGCAGGUCCGAGCGGCGGCGGAACAGGCUGCGAGAGAGCAGCAGAUUCGCAAAGAGGCUGCUGAGGCGGCUCUAAAGGCGGCUGCGGAAGAGGCAGCUGCGAGAGCAGAAAAGGCCGCAGCCGAGAAGAAGAUUGCAGAUGACGCUGCAGCGGCCGCGAAGAGCGCCAUCGAAAAGGAGGCCGCAGAGGCUGCGGCGGCUGCUAGGGAGGAGGCAAAAAGGCUAAAGGAAGAAGCCGAAGCGAAGCUCAAGGAGGCUGAAGAAGCAGCCGCCAAAGCAAAGGCAGAGGCUGAAGAGGCGGAAAAGAAGGCCGCGGCUGCGAGAGGGCCGGAGAAAAAGGCUCCUGUUAGAUUCAAAGAUGCGAUCGGGCGCAACUACAAUUUCCCCUGGGAUCGAUGUUGCAAGUGGAGGGACAUGGAAAAUCUGAUCGUCCAAGCAUUUGCACACAUCGAAAACCUGGCAGAACAUGUGUCUGCCGGCCGUUACGACCUGAUCGGGCCUGACAAGGAGAUCAUCAUGCCCAACUAUUGGGAAUCCACCAUUGAGCCAGACAUGCAUAUCACAAUGAUGCUGUGGCCCAUUCCGGAGCCCAAGGAGAUAAUAGAGGAACCGCUACCACCGCCGCCUCCAGAGAUCUUAGAGGACACGAUUAUAAAUUUGGAUGAAAUCAUCAACCCAAAGAAGGAGAGAAAAGGCCCCAAGAAGAAGAAACCGACCGGAGGCAUCGCUGGCUGGAUGCUGGGAGGGGCAGGGGGUCGGCCAUCGCGGCCUUUAAAAGGUGAUAAAAAGCCUGAUGUGGCCGCUAAAUCUCAGCACGGUGCCACUGACGACAACGCCGCUGACGAGCCUGGCGAUGCGAAACCGAUUGCGCCCCAUCCGGUGACCAUCGACACAAUGUCAACCAGGGUGUUGAUCCAUGAUUACCCUCAUCGGACAGUAGCCCUUGCAACCGAGGAGCACGUCCUAGUAUUUCGCCAUUCCCACGCUGCACCGGAAAGUGGCAGAGCCUCAAUCUCGAGCUCGACUAGCCUCCCACUGGCUAAUGCGAGUCGGUCCAACGUAACACCCAGAUGUAUGGUCGAGUUCGGAGACAAAUCCCUCAUCAACCUCGAGCAUUUUCAUCCCGUCACUACCGCAAAGGGCACCUUGGGCCUUAUCACCCUCAAUAACGAUGUCUUCCUUUGCGUGAUCACAGGCUCGGAAGAGGUGGCCACUGUAAGGCCAGGCGAGACCGUUCAGAAGAUCUUCGCCGUGGAGUUUUACUGCCUCAACCGUGCAGACUACGACCAUGCCCAUGGGCCCUAUCCUAACCCGUACCCUGGGCAAGUCUUCCAGUCGGACGAUGUCGAUUACACUCAAGGAGACGAUGUCUCCGAGCAUCCCUUUCACGCGCUGAAGAAGCUCCUAAGCAACGGAAACUUCUACUACAGUGCUGAUUUUGAUCUUACACGACGGCUACAGGAUCGUGCCGAGGCAGAAAACACCGUUGACAUUUCCGGUCUCGACGAAGGUCUCCUUUGGAACUCGUACAUGAUUGAUCCGCUGGUUAAAUUCAGGAGCAGGCUUACCGACCUCGAACGAAAUGCCCUUGACCGUUCUGGCCUCCUCACUUCUGUAAUUCGAGGCUUUGUCAAAAGUCUACCGAUCCCAGCUUCUUCCUCCCCAAUCCGGGGAACUGUCCCUGGUCCACCUACGACCCUGACCAUCAUCUCAAGGUUGUCGUCUAGAAGGGCUGGAACACGGUUCAAUUCUCGAGGCAUUGACGACGAUGGUAAUGUUGCCAAUUUUGUCGAGACCGAGACAGUCUUCUGGUCUCCCACUGGCCUCUGCUUCUCAUACACCCAAGUGCGAGGCAGCAUACCGAUAUUCUGGGAAAGCUCGAGUAGUUUAAUACCUGGCCAACAAAAGAUCCAGAUAACUCGCUCGCCAGAGGCCACGCAGCCAGCGUUUGACAAGCAUUUCGCAACCUUGGAGAGAACGUAUGGUGCAGUGCACAUUGUGAAUUUGCUUAGCGCAUCAAAACCGGGCGAGGUCGAACUGACAGAGAGGUACCGCUAUCAUGUGGGUCGAAGCCCACUGCGGCGACAUGAGGAAGGUGAAGUCGAGGAACACCAUUUGCUCCACGAGACGGAAUUUGAUUUUCACGAACGGACCCGUGGACCUACUGGGUACGAAGCGGCAAAAGCGAUUCGACCUUAUUUGGACGCAAGCGCAGAGUCGUUUGUUUACUUUCUCUCAGAGGAGAUCGAGGAGGUCGCCGUCGAGCAGGGGAGACGGAAGCUUGUCCGAAGGCCCAUUGUCAUUAUGCAGCAGAACGGCAUCUUCCGUGUCAAUUGUCUGGACUGCUUAGAUCGGACAAACCUGAUCCAGGGCCUAAUAAGCCAGAUGGCACUGGAGUUGUUUCUGUCGCACCGCGAUGAACGAGGCAAUUCCGACUUUUGGAUGCGUCAUUCUGCAUUAUGGGCCGACAAUGGAGAUGUUUUGUCCAGAAUAUAUGCCGGGACUGGAGCGUUGAAGAGUUCAUUCACAAGGCACGGCAAGAUGAGUUUGGCGGGUGCUCUGGCGGAUGCCCGGAAGAGUGCUACUCGCCUCUAUGUCAAUCACUUCGAGGACAAGAACAGGCAAAACACUGUCGACCUAUUACUCGGCAGGUUGGUUGGACAGACGAGUGUCGACCUCUUCGACCCUAUCAACGACUGGGUGGUUGCAGAAGUUGUCAGACGAAGGGCCGAGUUUGAGUCCCGAGAUCAGCUCAGGCUCGGGAUGGGAACAUUCAACCUGAAUGGCAAGACAACAGGAAUUCAUGAGGACUUGACACCUUGGCUGGAUGUCCGCGGAAAAAAUCUGGAUAUCGUGGUGGUUGGGUUUCAGGAGAUAGUCGAGCUGAGCCCGCAGCAAAUUAUGAGCACAGACCCCAAUCGUCGGAUGCUGUGGGAAAGAGCAGUCCGAAACUGCCUCAAUGGCCAUGGCCCCGACGAGAAGUUUGAGGGUGUACCCACAAAAGGCGAUGAAUAUGUUCUUUUGAGGAGCGGGCAAUUGGUGGGAGCUGCAUUGAUGGUCUUUGUCCGUGCAAGCAUUCUGGGUCGAAUCAAGAAUGUGGAGGGUGCCAUCAAGAAAACGGGCAUGAGCGGGAUUGCCGGGAACAAAGGUGCCGUCGCCAUCAGGAUGGAUAUUGAGAGCACGUCUGUGUGUUUUGUCACUGCUCACUUGGCCGCCGGGUUCGCCAACUAUGAGGAGCGAAAUCGAGAUUACAACACCAUUACCUCUGGCCUGAGGUUCCAGCGCAACCGAAGCAUCGAGGACCACGAGAUCAUCGUCUGGGCUGGGGACUUCAACUAUCGAAUCGGUCUGGGUUACGAGCGAGUCAAAGCCCUUGUCAACGAAGCGAUGAUUGGUUCGGAAAAGAUCAGGGAAGACGCAUUGGGAAAGCUUUACGAGAACGACCAACUAAACAUCCAAAUGGUGGUGGGGAAUUGCUUCAACUAUUAUCGCGAAGGACGGGUAAAAUUUCUGCCCACGUACAAGUACGAUAUUGGCAAAGACGAGUUCGACUCGAGUGACAAGCAGCGAAUACCUGCUUGGACCGACCGGAUUCUCUGGAAGGUCAACCACACCCGCAAUGUGGUCCAGGCUGGAGAGGUUCUUGGCUCGCAGAUGAAGCAAUUGGAAUAUGACAGCGUCAUGGGCCUGAGGUUCAGCGAUCACAGGCCCGUGUACGCCAUAUUUGACGUGGGGAUCCGGGUGGUAGACAAGGAGAAGAAGGAUACCUUGACCAAAAAGCUGUAUUCGAAGAGGGCGAAAGAAAUGAAAAGCAAAGCCGGAGAUUCCACAGAGGGGCUGGAUGACCUGGAAACCGAUGACGAGACCGACAGUGUCAUGGAGAGUCUGAUGGGAUACGAGAGCAUCCAGGAAGGGCUUCCUCCGGCCAGCAGCGACAAACGAAAGUGGUGGUUGGAUGGGAACAGAGCUGCGAGAAGCACAAUUCGGCCACCAAAGGAAGGCAUGAUGUUGAGCGGUAAUCGUGAAGGUAACCCAUGGAGGGAGGGUGGGGAGGACGACUGGGUCGAGGUCGAGCGACCACCUAUCAUGGACAACAACAACAACAACAACAAGCAAGGCAACAGACUGGGGAACAGGAGGCCAGAACCACCGCCACCGAGAACGGUGAAGAGAAUGGUUCCGCCACCCUGGGAGGGAGAACGAGCUACAACGCCUUCCACCGCCGCGGCGGAGAUGAAGGCCCUUCGACGUCCGACGCCCCCUACACCACGCGGCGGUUCGGCUUCUCGGAACAGGGCUUCCAGCGCCACGACCUCUCCCAUACGGUCGGCCAUGUCGUCGGCGAGCGAUCUAGCCAACAUCCCGGCGCGGUCCUCGUCGGCGGCGGGAUUCCCCAAGAAACGGCCGCCGCCCAAACCCACGAAGCCGUCGGCUCUCACCACCUCGUCCAGCCAGGUCGCGGUUCCGCAACUGAGCCCCCUCCCCGCCCCGGUCAUGCCACGACUGGCGAGCGUCUCCCGGCCAGACGGUCCCGCCGGGCCUGGUGAAUAUGACGAGCGUCCUCCACCACUACCCCGACGUCAGGAGACGGCGAGUUCGACCGCCUCGUUCGUGAGCGCGGCUGAUUCUCUCGCCGCGGCGCCCAGCGCGAGGCUUCCACCGCCACCUCCACCAAUGAGGGUCUCGAAACUGCAGCAUCAGCAGACCCUGCGCCAUGACGGCGCGAACGAUCCUCCUGCACCGCCGCUGCCCCCGAGGAGGGACACAGCCCGCGGCAGUAUCGGUAGUACUGGUAGUAAUGGCAGCGGCGGCAACAACAACGACAACGGCCCGGCUUUGCCCACGAGGAAAAGACCCGACAAUCCGGAUGCCAACACGGAUGCCAAUGCGAAUGGAGACCUCAUGGACGAGGAUGACGGAUCCGGCGCGAGCAGGUUGGAGAGGUAUAAGCCGCUCAUGCCCAGUUGA
Molecule: messenger RNA, 6411 nt
Organism: Fonsecaea monophora
Lineage: Eukaryota; Fungi; Ascomycota; Eurotiomycetes; Chaetothyriales; Herpotrichiellaceae
Exons: 7
Coding region: 1-6411 (2136 amino acids)
Biological process (GO): phosphatidylinositol dephosphorylation
Cellular component (GO): cytoplasm; membrane
Molecular function (GO): phosphatidylinositol-3,5-bisphosphate 5-phosphatase activity; phosphatidylinositol-4,5-bisphosphate 5-phosphatase activity
Source: RefSeq, a predicted model, not a curated record